AUGGAAGUAGCUCCUUUGGCCCUGGCCCACACCCAUGCGAGGAACGCAGUGCUAGAAACUCGCAAGGCCAACCCAGUAGCUGCCAGCGAGGAGCAUGAUCUAGCUGCUGGUGAAUUUGCAACAGCUGCACAGAGCAGCUCCGACCAUGAGGCCCUACGGACUCUACGUUUGCUCGAAACUCAUCACAAGAGGCUCGCCGAAAUUCUCCGAUUCCAGCAUGAACAUCCAAACACCGUCUCUGCUGAAGCACCAGCUGCCACUGUCUCCUCCUUAGCGACCCAGCAGACCGCAGCCGAGGUCGGGGGCACAAAAGGUGCAACCGCGAACCAGGAUGCACAACUACCACCAAGACUGGUGGGCAAUGCUCGUCUACCAAGUCGAGAUAAAUCCUCUAUCGCUAAUAACCUGGCUUCUGCCCGAGGAAUCCCGUCGCACCCCCGCCGUGGAUCACCAGUAUCGCCAACGCUUACAUCGCAACAUGUCGCAGCAAAAAUGGCCGAAACACCACCGAGGGCUAAAGCCAGCGAAACAAGGCUACACAAUGAACCAACCAAAAAUCGGCACAGUCGUCUUUCUACACCCAGACAACCAUGGUCUCCUCCGACACCCAGUUCCACUGAUGCGGUUUCUCAACAAACUGUACCUAGUGCAACUAAAUCAAAGGGAUCGAAAGAUAAGUCUGCAAUUGCCGAUGAAGCAUUCAACCGCUUUUACUCAGCCUUCGGAGGACUGGUAUCCAAGGUGUCGGGGCCUUUGGCAUUCGCGGGGAUUCAAAUGGGGUCUACGGAUCCAACCAGCGCUGAACAGAGCCGCAAGUCCUCAGCUGAGGUGAAACUGCACCGUGAGCAUGCUGUUCUAGACCAUUCUAUAACUGAGCCCGACGUAAACAAACUCUUCUCUCGAGCCGCGCUGCGGUCGAUUCGAGACGGCUCUGGGGCAGGUCCCGGGAACCCAGCAGAGUCCUUCUACGUAGUCCCAACCACGGGCGGCACUAUGUCAUACGCAGGAAUUCUCACCCGAGCUGAAAAGCAAGCACGCAGGAACAGCAUCGAGGAGGGUGAUGACGACUUUGUGGAUGCGCGCGAGACCCCUUCGUCUCCUGAAAUGCGUCACAGUGCUAGUGGUUCCCGCAUAUGGGCGGGACGCCGCGGCGCACCCGAUAAACUUACCAGUCAGCAGACACAAAAAACAAUGGAAGAGAUGCAGGUGGAGAAUGAGACCUUGAGGGGUUUGACAGAUUCGCUCGCGACACGGUUGCAUAUGUGGGAAGUGAGCGCGCAAUCUUCGUCGAUGGCGCUGCAGCAAUCAAUCCGAAUGAUGCACCGCCAGAGCGCAGGGACGCCUGAUUAUUUCCAGCCCACAACUGGCACUACCUCGCCUGUUGCUACGCUGACUGCGCCGCUGGCUGCGGCUGAUACUGAUGCGCGGAUCAAAGAACUUGAGGAGCAGGUCCGGCGUAGUGAGCAGAAGCUUGUAACUGCUUCCCACGAGAACGACAAGCUCAAGAAUGUUCUUGGGCGAUAUCGAGACCGUUGGGAGAAAUUGAAAGAGGGUGCCAAAACUCGGAGAGCAGAGGGUCGCUCCGGUGACAGUGCGAGCAAUGCCCCUACGAGUGGUGUUAGCAAGCCGUCGGAACUCUCGGCCUCUCCAGAUACUGGUCAAGGUCCCUCUGCUGGUCAAGCAGGUCUCGUGCUGCAGGGGAUACUCUGA
Molecule: messenger RNA, 1710 nt
Organism: Penicillium robsamsonii
Lineage: Eukaryota; Fungi; Ascomycota; Eurotiomycetes; Eurotiales; Aspergillaceae
Exons: 3
Coding region: 1-1710 (569 amino acids)
Source: RefSeq, a predicted model, not a curated record